Messenger RNA from Mya arenaria, 2894 nucleotides. RefSeq lists its product as uncharacterized. The transcript has 11 exons. Lineage: Eukaryota; Metazoa; Mollusca; Bivalvia; Myida; Myidae. The record is from RefSeq and is a predicted model, not a curated record. Bases 159 to 1370 code for a protein of 403 amino acids.
UAUAAAUAAAUUUAUGGAGUAGCCUACAAGGCUAACUUCCUUUGUUGACAUUCGCGAUGGCCCUAAAAUUAUAAAGCCCAAUAUAUAAUGUGGAAAAAACAUUGCCUUAUCCUGGCGCUUUAAGCUAUUUUAAGUUAUUCUUAAUCAACUGAUGUUCAAUGGAGUGGGAAAAGAAAUUCAAUUCGAUAUUAAACGAUACGAAGGCAAAUUUGUCGAGAGUAAAGACAAAAUAUGAACCUUCAAGUUCAAUGAAAAAUGUCACUUGGGCUCCAAAUUACAAUUCCACUCCGAUGAAGCGGAGCAUGUCAAUAUCAGAGAUUCCUCCAUUGUCUCCGAGUCUGUACCCUGUGUCAAGUCUGAACAACUCCAUACACAUGACAGAGUUCCAACCUGGUGCUAGCCAACUUAUGCAAUAUCCUUCAUCUCAGACACUGCUGGAAAAAAUUGAGCUACAGAACAAUGCCAUUGAUCACCUACGUGGCCUUAUCCAUCGAAUGGAGACAGACAGACACAACUACAAGGAACAGAUCAGAGACCUAAGAAAUGAAGUUUACCAGUUGACAGAGCGUGCAGGAGACCGACGUACGGACCCUGGAUUGGAGCGGAGAAUGGAGCAAAUACGUCGGGAGAUGCUUGGGGAGGUGCAGCUGCUGCAGUCACAGCUCCAGAUCACAUCAGCUAAAGGCAGUAACUUACAGGUCUCUGAUACACAGUUACUCUCCAUGAACAGGGAUGUUUUAGAAAUCAAACAUGCAUUUAGAGAUGAACUUGAAGGCUCAAGACGAGAUAUCGAAAUCCUACGCUCAAGAAUCACAAAGUUGGAGCUUGAGUUGGCUGGCACGAUGUCAGGAAGGAGGGAAGUAGAGCGAAGGCAGGAUAACAUGGACAGGACCCUGUGCUCCCUGACAACCACCCAGACCAAACCUCAGAUCCCGUCCUCAGCACUUGCCAUGAUGAACACAAACAGACAGCUAGAAAAACUCCAAAUCAAUACACUCAGAGCCACACUGAGUUCCUUACAGGGAAAGAUAGACAUGCUCGAACAAUCACAACCCCUGACCAGUUCAUCGAAGAUAUCACCCUCAUCAAAACCAGUCUUCUCAAAUGGAUUUUCAGCACAGUUCAAACCAGACAAUGACCUGAUAGAUGACAUAGACUUGUCCGACGGUGGUAGCUCAGAAAGCUCAGACUUCACAGAGUUUGAGCAGGACAUGCCGAAAGAUAAGAUGAGCAGGCCACUGAGAAAACAGACCCACAUCAUUGAGGAGGAAGUUGACACUGAUGACCUUGAUAUGGAUGACCUUGACCUCAGUGAUGACUUUUCCCAGAAUUCCCUCAGUGACCCUCUGGAAAAUGAGGAUCUUUCAUGACAACAGUUGCCAUAGCAACCUACUAGAAUUAUGUUUGUGCUCUCUGAAUGAAUAUUAUGUGUUUAGGCAGACCCGGAUGUUGCGUGUUUUCGUAGGCUUUUUAUUUAUAGAAAUUUUAUAAGACAUAUAAAAUUUUGUUUGAUUACUGCUCGAUAUUUUGGAUUCCUCUUAGCAAAUAUUAGUUGUUUGUAUGUAUAACAUUACUAGCUUUACAAAAGCAAGUUAAAUUUUAGCAUGUUUUAAUUUGAUGAAAAUUUGUUUUCACGUUUGUAUGUUUUGUCUUAUUUUAAAAACUGUUCACAUUGAACAGUGAAUGACAAUGAAUGCAUGUAAAGUACUUUUUUAUUCCAAUUUUCAUAAAAUUUCAGUUCAUAAAACAUCAUUAAUCUAUAAAUUAAAUUUUAAAUUACCAAAUACUUUUCACCAUGUCUUCUAGCCAAGCAGUUAUGAAAAUGUUGUGUUAUAUCACUUAAUACAGUAAUGUCUGUGUUUCUCCUUUAUUAACUAUGUGUUUUGUGUUUUGACAUCGUCUUCUGUAUGUUGUUGUUGUUGUUGUUGUUGUCAGGUCCUUUGAUUAUGUAUUUUGUUGCCAUUGGUGUUAAACGAGAAUCAUCAUGAAUACCUUCCAAAAAAUAACCAGAGGACACAUAUAAUUAUUUAUAAACUUAUUCUCAUAUGCUUAAUGCAAGUCCCAUGUAAACAUAGAAUAGAUAUUAUCAUUGUAUGCAUCCAUUUGCUUUUUUAGAAUAUUAAAAUGUAGAAAAUAGAAAUUUAUAGAUAUUAAAAUGUAGAAAAUAGAAUUUUAUAGAUACAUCUUAUAGAAUUUUAUAGAUACAUCUUAUAGAUAAUUUAUUUCCAAAGGCAUAUCUGUGAUAUACAAAGGAUCAUUGUUAGUGUGUAUAAAGGAUAUCAUUCUUAAGGGUACUUUGAUGAUAAAAUUACUGUAUUGUACUAUAAAUGAUAUAAAACUGUUAUGAUUUUAAAUUUUAAUACAAGAUGAUAGAUAUACAAAUUAAGGUAUUAUUUUUACAAUGGUGUGAAUUUCAUUAUGCCAAUUGACCUGUAUUAUUUUGAUAUCCUGUGAAAGGGCAGAUGAAAAAUAUGUAAAUAUCAUAACUGUAAAAAAAAGUUACCACUUUUGGGCUCGAAAAAAUUGCCAUAUCAGUCAUUCCAUGUCAAAUUUCAGAAAUUAAGAACAUGAACUCAAAUUGCAAUUACUUUAUCUGUAGUGUUCUGUCAGUCAUUUGUGUUGGACAUUAGUAACCAUUAAGCUAUACCCUGACAGAUGAUAUCAAAAUUGUAUGGAGUCACUUUGAAUCAAAAUUUAACAUUGCUGCCAAUGGUUGAUGAAAUGAAGAGCUUGUACAUCUGAUACUGUGUAAAAUUAAGAAAAUGCUUUAAAUACUCAAUGUGAUGUUAAAAAACCCCAAACAGUUAAUACAUGUAAGAGUGAUGUUGUUGUAUUUAACUGUUGUAACAAUGUACCCACAGCAUUAUUUUGGUAAAUAAAGAGUAAAAAUCUCA